AUGGCGACUCCAAUUCCUAUGGUCCCGAGUAUUCAGCCAGCUUACUCUGAAGUUGAUACGGAGGUCAAAGAUGUCCAGCCCACGCUGACACCUCAAGAACCAGCUGUUGAGUCUUCACCAGAAACUGAGGUUUUAGUCAAGCACACCGAACACUUCUCUCAAUCCUAUCACCAGCCAGAACCAGUAAUAGACAAGCAACCACUCGCGGAAGACCACCUGGACGACCUGGCCACGGUAGACCGACUGCAAGUGACAAGGAGGCUACGGGUCAAGGGAGUCCUCUUCCUAAGGGGGAAGAAGAAUCAGUUCUUCGUCAGAACUCCCGACCAGAACCUCGUCUAUACCAUCGAGGAGGAGAACAGUUGGUGGGUGGGCUACUUCUGUUAUGGGCUGCGGCCAUUGCAGCUGCAUGUGCUCAACGGGAUGGGCAGCGAGGUCAUCAGGAUCAGCAGACCUUACGCCUUCACCACCAGGGUGCUGCCGUGCCAGCUACAAAGGCUGCAGAUAUUCUCGCCACCUGACAGACUAAUUGGCAGCGUGAUCCAGCAGUGGACGGCUGUGAAGCCACUGUAUAUGGUGCGAGACAUCACUGGUGCGGACGUGUUUGAAGUGCAUGGUCCUCGCAUCACGAUCAGCUGCUUCCAAGAUGUACAGUUCCAGAUAGUCAGACCUGACGGCACGCUGGUGGCAGCCACCAACAAACGCUGGGAGGGGAUGAUGCACGCCCUCUUCCUGGCGCCUAUUACCGACAAGUUCGGCAUAACGUUUCUGGAGAAGUCGAUGACAGCGGAGGAGAAGGCUCUACUGCUGGCUACUGCUUUGUUGCUUGACUACAUGUACUAUGACGUCUGA
This is a messenger RNA of Pectinophora gossypiella (pink bollworm), 852 nucleotides long. Its product is annotated as phospholipid scramblase 2-like. The record is from RefSeq and is a predicted model, not a curated record. Gene Ontology annotation, molecular function: phospholipid scramblase activity. Gene Ontology annotation, biological process: plasma membrane phospholipid scrambling. The transcript has 6 exons. NCBI's taxonomy places the organism in Eukaryota, Metazoa, Arthropoda, Insecta, Lepidoptera, Gelechiidae. Gene Ontology annotation, cellular component: plasma membrane. The coding region runs from base 1 to 852 and encodes 283 amino acids.